This is a messenger RNA of Juglans microcarpa x Juglans regia, 1015 nucleotides long. Its product is annotated as protein MIZU-KUSSEI 1. NCBI's taxonomy places the organism in Eukaryota, Viridiplantae, Streptophyta, Magnoliopsida, Fagales, Juglandaceae. Gene Ontology annotation, biological process: hydrotropism. The record is from RefSeq and is a predicted model, not a curated record.
AACACCAAGAAUUCACCCUGCAAAGAACCACCAGCACCGCCAGAAGCACCAGAAGGAUCCUCCCAUCCAACCAUACUCGUUCUCGUCAUCUUUCCAGCCCGAAGCCGACGAAAUCUCCGACAACCUCCUGAUCCAAAACAAUACUCCCCCAUCUCACUUCACCGGGACCGGGACCAAAACCCUCCCACCGGCAAACCCAGUACACCAAAAAGCUAUCCUCCCUUCUCCGCCCUCCUUAGCCUCCUCUCCUUCCCACCCAUCCCCCCUACCUGCAAAUGGCUCUCCAUACCUUCUCAACUCUCCCUUAACCCUUCUAUCGGCCGCAAAGUCACCGGCACCCUCUUCGGUCUCCGCCGCGGCCACGUCAGCUUCGCCGUCCAGCUCGAUCCCCGCUCCGAACCCCUUCUACUCCUCGAGCUCGCCAUGUCAACUUCAUCCUUAGUCAAAGAGAUGUCCUCCGGUCUAGUUCGCAUCGCGCUCGAGUGCGAGAAGGUUAGCCCAGCUAAUCAACCCGGUCGGUUCAGGAAGCUGUUCCAGGAACCGACGUGGACCAUGUAUUGCAAUGGCAGGAAGUGCGGGUACGCGGUGUCGCGCGCGUGCGGGGAGUUUGACUGGCACGUCCUGGGUACAGUGCAGAGCGUUUCGGUCGGUGCCGGAGUGAUUCCUGUGGUGGAUAACGGGAAAAAAAGUGGUGGCUCGGAAGGGGAGAUGCUGUAUAUGCGAGCGAGGUUUGAGCGAGUAGUCGGAAGUCGCGAUUCCGAGGCGUUUUACAUGAUGAAUCCGGACGGUAAUGGAGGGCCUGAACUUAGUAUUUUUCUUCUAAGAAUAUGAAGAGCCAACGAUGGAAACGCAUCAUGAAAAAAAAAAUAUUAAAGGAAAUUUAAGAAAGCGAUCGAUCGAAGACUAUUCUAUUAUGUUGUUGGCCGUUGGGGGAUUUAAAUUUAGGAAGGGAGCUGUGUUUAGUUAAUUCCGUUGUAUGGUGUAUUUUCUCUAUGCAUUACCAUGUGAUUUGAUA